AUGACCUCCGGCCAAGGUGUCUUUAUCCUUAAGUUUCAAGACAUUGAUGGAGUUAUGAGAGCUGUGGAAGAGGGACAACUAACCAUUGCAGGGCAGCCAUUCCUUGUUAGGAAAUGGACUACAAAUCUUCCAAUGGUAAUCAAUGAUGUCAAAAAGGUUGCUAUUUGGGUUAGAUUGUAUGGCAUACCUCUUGAAUUUUGGACCCCAAAAGGUCUUAGCUACAUAGCAAGUGCAAUUGGAAAUCCUCUUUAUGUGGACUCCAUAACUGAAGAAGGGACAAGGCUGGACUUUGCAAGAAUUUGUAUAGAGGUAAAGGUGGAUGCGGAAUGUCCUGAUUCAAUAUGUUUAGCUUUGCCGAAUGGAGAAUCAGUGAUAAUCCAAGUGGAAUACACAUGGAAACCUAUUAAAUGCAAGGGAUGUCAAUGUUUCGGUCACACCACAGCAAGUUGUUCUCUAGCACCAAAGCAAAAUGUUGUCUCUAUCCCACGGAAAACUCCAAAGGAAGGGGCUGGAAGAGUGCUCCCUGUGAACUUUAAUGGGAAAGACAAACUAGAGCAAGUAACAAAAGACUUUGACAAUAAAACCAAAGGUAGAAAGAUGGAGGUGCAAAAGCUGGAGGGGAAAACUUUGCUAACUCAUAAGAAUAAUAGAUUCUCUGCAUUAACUAUAAAGGAGACUCAAGAACUUGGAAAGGAGAAUAUAAUUCUGAUUGAGGAAGGAAAGCAUGGGAUUUCCACUGGUGAUAGUGAUGCCAUAAUGGAGGGUAAGAAAUACACUACAUCGGCAGCAAAUGAGAAAGCUCAAGAGAAUGACGAAAGCUCCAAAAGCAGCACUAAAAAUGCAACUGGAGGGGAUGACUCGGACCAAGUUGCCUCUCCUAUGAUGCUUUCUUUUGGAGGGAAACUAAGAGUGGAUGAGAUGGACUUUAAAAAAGAAGAUGCUGAUUUGAAAAGUAGGAACUUGGGGAAGAAAGCGGCAAAGCAAAGAAAAGAAAAUUCCACUCCCAUCCCAUCCAAAUGA
Molecule: messenger RNA, 1020 nt
Organism: Mangifera indica (mango)
Lineage: Eukaryota; Viridiplantae; Streptophyta; Magnoliopsida; Sapindales; Anacardiaceae
Exons: 1
Coding region: 1-1020 (339 amino acids)
Source: RefSeq, a predicted model, not a curated record